Molecule: messenger RNA, 1130 nt
Organism: Daucus carota subsp. sativus
Lineage: Eukaryota; Viridiplantae; Streptophyta; Magnoliopsida; Apiales; Apiaceae
Product: proteasome subunit beta type-3-A
Exons: 7
Coding region: 167-781 (204 amino acids)
Biological process (GO): proteasome-mediated ubiquitin-dependent protein catabolic process
Cellular component (GO): proteasome core complex; proteasome core complex, beta-subunit complex
Source: RefSeq, a predicted model, not a curated record
UCGGUUAGAAACUUAGAGUAAUUUUUAAAAAUACUUUGGAUCCGACCCGGAGUACUCUCCAAGCCACUGCUUUUAUUCCAAAAACAUAAACUCGCACAACCCUUCGCUUCUGUGCAAUUCAACACACUCAGAAUCAUCUUCAUCACACACACAAUCACAAGCAGCAAUGUCGAUUUUCGAGUACAAUGGAAGUGCUUUAGUGGCUAUGGUUGGCAAGAACUGCUUCGCGAUUGCUAGCGAUCGGCGUCUCGGUGUGCAGUUGCAGACUAUCGCUACUGAUUUUCAGAGGAUUUUUAAGAUUCAUGAUAAGCUGUUUCUCGGCCUCUCCGGCCUCGGUUCCGAUACACAGACUUUACAUCAACGGCUUGUAUUUCGUCACAAGUUGUAUCAACUUCGAGAGGAGAGAGAUAUGAAGCCUGAAACUUUUGCUAGCCUCGUCUCUGCCGUUCUUUAUGAGAAAAGGUUUGGUCCAUAUUUUUGCCAACCUGUGAUUGCUGGAUUGGGGGAUGAUGACAAGCCCUUCAUCUGCACAAUGGAUUCUAUUGGAGCCAAAGAGCUGGCAAAGGAUUUUGUUGUUGCAGGUACUGCCUCAGAAUCCCUUUACGGAGCUUGUGAGUCCAUGUUUAAGCCCGACAUGGAAGCCGACGAAUUAUUCGAGACAAUCUCUCAAGCACUGCUAUCAUCUGUGGAUCGUGAUUGUCUCAGUGGCUGGGGAGGCCAUGUAUACGUAGUGACACCAACAGAAGUAACUGAAAGGACAUUGAAGGGAAGGAUGGAUUGAGAUACUGGAAGGAAGAUUUACCCUGAACUUUACGCGUCAAGCUUUUCCUUUAGUACCAGUCGUAGCUUUUCUUUUGUAUCACAUUGGUGUAUUAUGUUAUUACGGGUUUUUACAACUUGAAAACAGGAUGAAUGAGCUUAGUCUUUACCAUCUAAUUUAUAGCUUGUUAUUAUACAACUCAUCUUCCCUUGUGAAGAGAUGGUAUAUAAAAGCUAUGAUAAUGGUGAAUGCCUUGCUUUUUAGUGAUACUAUGUGAGCACUCAACAGUGCAUAUUCUAUUGUCUUUAAGGCAUUAGUGACGUUUGCUGGUUAUCUACUUUACUAAUCAAGGAUGUUUCAUUGUGACCAA